Drosophila suzukii is the source of this 2385-nucleotide messenger RNA. RefSeq names its product SET and MYND domain containing, class 4, member 1 (gene Smyd4-1). Gene Ontology annotation, cellular component: nucleus; cytoplasm. Gene Ontology annotation, molecular function: histone deacetylase binding. Lineage: Eukaryota; Metazoa; Arthropoda; Insecta; Diptera; Drosophilidae. The record is from RefSeq and is a predicted model, not a curated record.
CAAAAACAGCUAAAAAUGGCCAACUGCGUCUUGAAAUAUUUGUAAACAAUUUGGAUAGCCGGCGAAAAUGGAUCGUUUGGCCAGAGUUUUUUCUCAGCAGGACGAACUAAUAAACCUGGAUGGAGGAUGUAAGGAUGAAUAUGAAACCUUUAAGUCACUGGAUUCUCUGCCGGCGGAAAAGCUCUUGAGAUUCCAGCAGCUUUCAGUCAACCUGCUGCAGGAUUUGGAGAAGCCGCACGACAGGAAGAAAUGCACGGAAAGAUCGCGAAGUCUACGCGAGGAGGGCAACAUUGUGUUCCGAGGAACCGGAUCAGGAUCUCCCCAGGCCUCGGAUCGGGUACUGAAUGCCUGCAGGCUCUACACGGGAGCCGUUUUUGAGGCGGAGGAAGCUCUGGAUGAGCUGGCCCUGGCUUUUGCCAACCGGGGAAUGGCCCUGCAGGAGUACGGGUACUACCGAGAAGCCUACGAUGACUGCGCCAAUGCCCUGGAGUGUGGAUAUCCGGAGAGGUUGCGCCACAAGGUGAUCAUGCGGCAGGCCCACUGCGCCUGGAAGCUGGAGAAAACCGAGUCCUUGGAGGAGCAUCUGAAGUGUCUGGAGCAGCUGCAGCUGAACGAUAGCUUCAAGCAGCAGCUAGAGGACUUGAAGGAGAAACUGCAGCUCCUAAAGAACCAAUCCAAUGAGCUAGAUACACUAGAGGUAUCAAUGGACAAAGUUCUAGAGGAAAUACACACAGAUUCUGGUCAGCGUGGUCGCUUUAUGGUGGCCAAAGAAACGAUAGCCAAGGGUAAAGUCAUCUUCUCCGAAAGAGCCUCCUGCUUCGUCCCCUUAGAACAGCGGCUAAUUUGUCAGCAGUGUGCCGCUACUUUGAUGAGUGCCCCCAUUCCGUGUCCGAAGUGCCAUCAAAGAGUCGUUUACUGCUCCAGGAAAUGUCGAGAAGCGCACUCAGCCAUCCACAGACACGAAUGCGCCGCCUACCAAAGGGAUCUUCUCAAACUACUAGGCGUUUCGCACUUGGCCUUGCGGCUGGUCCUUAUUUACAUGCCUCAGAUGCUGCCGCAUCUGCAGGAAGGCACCAGUGCGCAGGAAAUUUGGAAUGGUAUCAUUGAUAUGACCAAGAAACUAGAAGCGCGGGAAACCACUCCAGAAUGUUUGCUAAGCCUGCGCAUGGUCAGCCAUCUGGAUAAGGCUUCUCAGGCGGAGUUAGUCUAUCAUAUCCUGUGUGCAAACCUGCUCCAAGUUUAUCUAAAGGAGCACACCGACUUCUUCGAUCAGUUCCAUUCCUCGUCAGCCAGCACUAAGGACUGGCAACUGAUUACAUCAGCAUUGAUUCUUCGAUCCGCCGGCCAACUGCUUGCGAAUGGUCACGUGGGCGAUGCCCUGCUGCCAGUUGGCUUGGAGCCAAACGAGUUUGCUCUGCUGCAACCGGAUUUGUGGCAGAAGCCGCGACACCUUAAGCUCGGUCAAUUGCAUAACCUAGCCCAUUCGGAGCUGAUCACAGCCAUCAAUCUGCCCUACUUAAGCCUGUGCAACCAUGCCUGCGCUCCCUCUAUUCGGACCAAGUUCGAUGGGUGUUCUGUGGUUAAUUACGCGGCAAGGGACAUUUCAGCGGGAGAGGAGAUCUUCAAUUGUUAUACUAGGGAUUACAAAAACAGUUUAAAGAUUCAGCGAUCCGAACCCUUAAAGGAGGUCUACAAAUUCCAGUGCAGCUGCGCCAAGUGCACCCAAACUAAUUCCGAUCAAGACUAUCUUAAUUUCCACCGCUAUCGCUGCGAAAAACCCAACUGCCGGCAGGAAUUUCUACCAGACGUCGAACUUCAGCGGAAUAAUCUCAACUGGUGGCUGCCAUCCAACGCAGACAACUUGAUUAUUUGCACAGUGUGCAAAGAAAGGCAAUAUUUUGCCUGGUACAAUGACUUCCUUGACCUCGUGGAGAGCUGUGCAGACUCGUUAAAAAGGAAGGCGCUUUUCCAGGCUUUUGAUGAUCUAGACAAAUGGCUGGUAGACCACCACAUUCUCAAAAGAAAUCUGGCAGAGGAACUGAUUACAGCUUGCUUUGUAGAAAUUGACGAGAGGACUUUAUUAGAUAAGAAAGACUAUGAAAACCUGGCGAGGAUUAUUCGAAAUCAACUAGAGGGCAUUGCUGCCCAGUGUGGCGAUACCUCCAUGGAGUACAUCGCCCAAAUGACCUAUCUCUGGGACCUCAUUGCCCUGAGAAAAUGCCAAAGCAACAAAAAGGAAAUUCUAGAGCUAAAAGGUAAGCUGGAAUAUCUGGCCGAAGAGCAGAGCGAGGUAUUCUUGAACUAUUACAACGAUUUUAUUGAGCAACAAUGUAAAUAACGAUAUACACGCAUUAAAUUCACUAGUUUCGAGCUACAAGCAAUCAA